UGAUUCAUCGUUGUUUCUCACAAAUAAAGCAAAAAAAACUUUUUUCCUUUAUAGUUUUUCUGUGCAUCUGUUAAUAAAUUUGUUAAAUACAAUGAGUAGUGAGCAAGUUAAGGAUUCGAAAAUGAAUGAAAAACUUAUAGCUGAGUUUCAACAGCUCCGCAAUGAGCAAAGAAACCUGGUAAACAACCUAAAUACAUUGGAAAUGGAUCUUAAAGAACACAAAACUGUGAUAGACACUCUUAAAACUGUGGAUCCCGAUCGUAAAUGUUUUCGACUAAUUGGUGGCGUUUUGUGUGAGCGUACCGUAAAAGAAGUCCUACCUCAACUUGUAGAAAAUAAGGAUUUUAUUGAGAAAACCAUCACACUGGUCACAGACGAUUUAACCAAAAAAGGAGUACAAAUCAAUAAAUUCAAAGAGGAACAUAAUAUUAGAAUACGUGGUGAACAAUUGGCUGGUGAUGGUCAGAAAUCACAAACAGAUGAAAAGAAAUCCGAAAAUCGUAAUGUAUUAGUAUCCAAUUGAAGCUCUUUAAUAUAAACAACAAUGAAUAACACGAAGGAGAGUGAAAUUAA
Molecule: messenger RNA, 573 nt
Organism: Calliphora vicina (urban bluebottle blowfly)
Lineage: Eukaryota; Metazoa; Arthropoda; Insecta; Diptera; Calliphoridae
Gene: Pfdn2
Product: prefoldin 2
Exons: 2
Coding region: 92-523 (143 amino acids)
Biological process (GO): protein folding
Cellular component (GO): prefoldin complex; cytoplasm
Molecular function (GO): protein folding chaperone
Source: RefSeq, a predicted model, not a curated record